AUGGCUACCAUUGAGGCCGUUGACCUUGAGCUCUCCGACACUACUGUACCACAGUUGGCCGAAAAGGCCCGGUCAUUGAGUCCUGAGCAAUAUGAACUCACUAAAGAGGCUGGCAGCAAGUCGGAUAAUGCACAAACUGCGGAACCUUGGUCAACAAGAGAUUUGACUGUGCUCAUCACAGCGAUUUGGGUCAUCACAUUCACGACUGGCUUCCAAAUGCAGGUCAUGAGUCCGCUGCUGCCUUACGUAUACAGCGAGUUCCGGGCGCACUCCCUCAUCCCCACGGCGAGCAUUGUCUCAAGCGUUGUGGGUGCGGUUCUUCGGCUCCCUGUGGCGAAAAUGUUGGACGUCUGGGGUCGGGCACUUGGCUAUGGACUGGCACUCCUCGUCCUCACCCUUGGCAUAAUCAUGAUGGCUGCAUGCGACAAUGUGGUGACCUACUGCGCCGCUUCGGUGUUCUUCUUCGCCGGAUACGACUGCAUGUCCUACGUUUUGUUCGUCGUUAUCGCCGACCAUUUCUCGCUCAAAACGCGCGGUAUUAUGUUCGGUCUAUAUAACUCUCCAUGGCUUAUAACGACCUGGAUCGGAGCUCCUGUCGCAACUCACUUCCUGCACGGCGCGGGCUGGAGAUGGGCUUUUGGCACAUUUUCCAUUGUGGUCCCAAUAUCCGGACUACCUUUACUGGGGCUUCUCAUCUGGAGCGACCGACGGGCGGAGCGUUGGAGCGCUGCUUCAGCACCAGCUAUUACCCGCACACCAUGGCAAUCUCUGAAGUUUUAUUGGGUUGAGUUUGAUUGUAUCGGCAUUCUCCUCCUUGCUGCCGGGUUCUCCCUGUUCCUGCUGCCGUUCAGCCUUUACACGAGGCAGAGCAAAGGGUGGCAGUCCCCCAUGAUCAUUUGCAUGAUUGUAUUUGGGGGGUUUGCUAUUAUUUUGUUCGGUCUCUGGGAGAAGUAUUUGGCACCGAAGUCCUUCAUUCCUUACCCGCUACUCAAGAGCCGGACCGUGAUCGGGGGCAGCGUCUCAUAUGCGCAAACGUACUUGGUCUACUACUGCUGGACGAGCUACUUUACGUCGUCUUUGCAAGUUGUACAAGGCGAGACGGUCACGAAUGCCGGAUAUAUCUACAACAUCCACAAUAUUGGGUGGUGUGUGGCUGGCAUCGCCGCUGGCGCUCUUAUCAAGGUUACCGGCCGCUACAAGUGGCUCGCCCUGUUCCUGGGUCUGCCGCUUCAGCUCCUGACCACGGGAUUGAUGAUCUACCUGUCCAAACCUAAUUCCAAGACUGGCUCUAUCAUCGCCGUCCAGGUCUUCCUGUCUCUUGGUGAUGGAAUCAUCUACAUGUCUGCUGUCAUUGCCGUCAUGGCAGCCAUCGACGCAGAACACAUCGCCACUGUGCUUGCUCUCUACAACAUGAUCGGCACAACCUUUCAAGCCGUAGGGGCAACCAUAUCCGUGGCUGUCUGGACCAAGAGUUUCCCGGAGUACCUGGCCAAGAAUCUGCCCGCCAGCGCACAGUCCAAUCUAAUGGCCAUAUACAGCGACAUCACCACCCAAUUGUCGUACCCUAAGGCCACUCCCGAAAGAGUUGCAAUCGACCUGAGUUAUUCACAGGCAAUGGAGAAGUUGUUCAUUACUGGAACAUGCAUCAUCUCGGUCGGCGUCAUCAGCACAGUCGUCUGGAGGGAUAUCAGAGUCUCGAGGGAAAAGUCUGCUGGUACCGUUCCAGUCUUCCGCUGA
Molecule: messenger RNA, 1737 nt
Organism: Exophiala dermatitidis NIH/UT8656
Lineage: Eukaryota; Fungi; Ascomycota; Eurotiomycetes; Chaetothyriales; Herpotrichiellaceae
Product: MFS transporter, SIT family, siderophore-iron:H+ symporter
Exons: 3
Coding region: 1-1737 (578 amino acids)
Biological process (GO): transmembrane transport
Molecular function (GO): transmembrane transporter activity
Source: RefSeq, a predicted model, not a curated record